AUGUCCGUAUCCCAAGCUCCAGGCGAGGAUGGUGGCUCCCAUCAUGGCAGUGAUGGCGAGGAGCCGAACAAUUUCAUAUUGGAUUUCAUGCAGCGAGCGUGGCUUGCCGGUAAUGGAAACUAUGUAAUCCAACUUGAUGAAGGAAGCGGAGGGGCUGACGAUGUGGACGACGGUGAGGAUGAAGACUUUAACGGCGACACAUUCCCACACCUCACGCGCCGACAGUGGAACCUGGUAUUGCAAGGCGGCUCCCUUCACAAUGUGCUUGUCCGUGUUCCAGGCAUGGAAGGAUAUGGACCUGGCCGGCUGCGGAGACGUCCGCCGGCGGACCCGAACCGGUUUCCCAAGGUGCCUAGCAAAGUCGGCCGGGAUCUGAUGUCCUCUGGCCUCUUUGGCGUCAGAGAGCGGCCGAGGACGACGACAACAUUUUCGAGCACGCCGUAUCAUGCACGACCGGUUCCGCUGCGGCUGCUGGACCGAGAGCUAGGCCUGGCAGACACCAGGGCCGACCGUUGGCGCAACGAGAAGCUCAUCGCCCAGAGCAUGAUCCCCGCUACCAACGCCGACAUGAUUGUGCGCUACAGUGCGCCCGUCUAUCUCGGCCAGUUCUCGGACGAUGGCAACUUUUUCUACAGCGCCACCAAGGACUUCCAUGUGCGCAUGUACGACACCGCCAACGUGAACGAGUGGCAGCAUUACAAGACGGUGGUCCACCCGUCCGGCCGGUGGACCCUGACGGAUUCGUCGCUCAGCCCAGACAAUCGCUGGCUUGCCUUCACGUCCAUGAUGCCGCAGGUGUGUCUGGCUCCGACCGACCCCCACGACGAGGGCGAGCCGUAUCUGCUGGACCUGUCGGAAGGCGCCGACGAGCACGGCCAUCACCACUCCUAUGCCAUCUUCUCGGUGCGCUUUUCGGGAGACGGCCGUGAGCUCGUAGUCGGCACCAGCGCCAGCACGAUCGUUGUCUACGACAUCGAGACCCGCCGCGUGCUGCACAGCAUCUACGGCCACGACCAGGACGUCAAUGCCGUCUGCUUCGGCGACAAGGCGUCACCACACCUGCUCUACUCCGGCUCAGACGACGCCACCAUCAAGGUAUGGGACAGGCGCAGUCUGGGUGACGGCCGGCCUGCGGGCGCCUUUGUUGGCCACUGCGAGGGCAUCACCUACAUUGACAGCAAGGGCGACGGGCGGUACAUUCUCUCCAACGGAAAAGACCAGACGAUGCGGCUGUGGGAUCUGCGCAUGGCCAUGAGCACUGCCGACUUUGAGAGCAACAACCCGACCCGGCUGACGCGCGACAGCUCGCAUGACUAUCGCUUCGAGCCAUACGACGACAGGCAGUGGUUCAAGCACCCGUUCGACAACUCGGUUGUGACGUUUCGUGGCCACCGCGUUGAGCGCACCCUCAUCCGCUGCCACUUCUCGCCGCCGGGCAGCAGUGAUGGCUCCUACGUCUACUCGGCUAGCCAUUCCGGCAAGGUGUACAUCUGGAACCUCGAUGCGACUCUGGCCGGUGUCAUUGACGUUCGCAUGGCCACCUCGAACACCAUCGCCAAGCUCGUCGCCGAGGAAGACGCGGCCGGCGAGGGCGGUCGCCGUGCCUCCCUCCAUCACCACCACCAACGCAAUCCCGACGGGCCCAUCUGUGUGCGGGACGCCAGCUGGCAUCCGACGGCGCCCGUUCUUGUUGCCUCUGGAUUCGAUGCCGAUAGUAUGGAAGCCGGCACCUGCUCGGUACACUCCUGUGCCCUAUCUCAGGACGGGGAUUCCGGCGGGCCAGAGCAGAGACUGUACGACGAAAAGCUACGUCCGAUGCCUGCGUGGAAGGCAAGGAUGAGAGGCGUGCCCUGGUUUCGGUAG
Messenger RNA from Grosmannia clavigera kw1407, 1863 nucleotides. Its product is annotated as WD repeat protein. Gene Ontology annotation, cellular component: Cul4-RING E3 ubiquitin ligase complex. Gene Ontology annotation, biological process: proteasome-mediated ubiquitin-dependent protein catabolic process. Lineage: Eukaryota; Fungi; Ascomycota; Sordariomycetes; Ophiostomatales; Ophiostomataceae. The record is from RefSeq and is a predicted model, not a curated record. The coding region runs from base 1 to 1863 and encodes 620 amino acids. The transcript is spliced from 3 exons. Gene Ontology annotation, molecular function: protein binding.